This is a messenger RNA of Charadrius vociferus (killdeer), 2455 nucleotides long. It is a transcript of the gene ELOA, whose product is annotated as transcription elongation factor B (SIII), polypeptide 3 (110kDa, elongin A). NCBI's taxonomy places the organism in Eukaryota, Metazoa, Chordata, Aves, Charadriiformes, Charadriidae. The transcript is spliced from 9 exons. Gene Ontology annotation, biological process: transcription elongation by RNA polymerase II. The annotation marks the transcript as partial. The record is from RefSeq and is a predicted model, not a curated record. Gene Ontology annotation, cellular component: nucleus; elongin complex.
UCUUCCUUGUCUCUACAGCUGCUGAAGAGUCUGAAGAGGCUGUCUGAGUUGCCCAUCACAGUUGACGUUCUUGUGGAGACGGGUGUUGGGAAGACUGUGAACAGUUUACGGAAACACGAGCUGGUAGGAGACUUCGCAAAGAAUCUUGUAGCCAGGUGGAAGAAGCUGGUGCCAGUGUCCCAAGAUGCAGCCAGAAAUAACCUAGAUUCUGAAGAACGUGACUAUGAGAGGAGCAGCUCAAGUAAAAGACAUCAAGAACCUUCCCUCCGAGAAGAUGAGGAACCUGACCAGGAGUAUUCAGAAGCCUUCCAGCCAUCUUGCAGCCAGUCCUAUAGCCCAGCUCAUAGGGAAAAGAAGUCCAAAAGGUAUCCUAAGCCUGAGAGAGCCCAUGAGACUUACAGCUAUAACAGCCAGGAGGGGAAGGGUUGGGACAGAUCUUCCCCAUUGCUCUCCUCAGAUCAGGAGUACUCGGACUACGGACAAGCUGUGUCUCCUGAGCCAAGUGAGAGCCCUCAGGAUGUGUACACAGACCCUUAUGCGUCUGAGGAGCAGGAAGAACCGACAGUAUUUCGUCGGAAAGCCAGUAAAGGCCACAGCUUUCAGGAGAAGCUGGGGGCAAGCCGGGAGAGGAACCCUGGUGAGUUCUAUGACAAAGGGAACGUGAGUCGAAGCAAAGAGCACAAGUCUUCUCACAAGAAGCAGCGACUUGAUGGCAGAGCGGAGGACAGGACCUCUGCCUUCAGCCCAGAAAGAUUGCAGAAGACCUCUUUUAAAGAGCAGCUCCGAGAAGCCCCCAUGGCAGGAGGCAGCAAGGAGAAACAGAGGAUGUCAGAUGGCACCAAGAAGGAGAAGAGCCGAGAAAGUGGUACCUCCAAAAAGGAGAAGUUGCACACGUUGCCGCACUUGGAAGAGUCUUUGGAUAACCAUGUUAAGAAGCAAAAACAUCGGGACUCUGAAAGAAGCAAAUUGGAAAAGGCCAAGCUGAGCCUGGAGACCUCUACCACAGAGCGGGAGAAACGGAAGGCUGAGAGUGACUCGUCAAAUAGGAUUAAAGAAAAGGGGAUUUCUGGGAGCUUAAAAUCUUCAGAGGGGAAGCGCAAAUCCUCUGAGGUGGACAAAAAAUCGAUGGGCUUUUCCUCCAAUUUUGGGGAGGGGGAAGCAGAGGAUGAAUUUGAACAACCUACAAUGUCCUUUGAGUCAUACCUCAGCUAUGACCAGCCCCAGAAAAAGAAAAAGAAAGCAGUCAAACCCUCUGUGUCAGCUGGUGACAAAGACCAAGGGCACAGCAAACAGAAUGGAUCCAAAGCCAGUACCAACAGCUCAAGCUCGAGUCAGAAAAGUCCAAGCCACAAGCGGACAAGUGAGAAAAGGGCAGAGAAGGAACCACCAGAGACUCCUAAACCAAAGAGGAUACUUUUAGAUGUGGUCCCAACAUUACCAGACAUCCCACUGCCACCGAUCCAGGCCAACUACCGCCCUCUUCCUUCAAUCGAGUCUAUUACCUGCUCCCAGACAAAAAGGAAAGCAGUGUCCUCGCCAGUUGAAGAGAGCGAAGCAGGUUUUACAGGCCGCCGGUUGAAUUCAAAGAUGCAAGUGUAUUCAGGCUCUAAAACUGCCUACCUCCCAAAGAUGAUGUCUCUGUAUCAGCAGUGUAUCCGUGUCCUCAGUAACAACAUUGACUGUAAGUACCUUUCCUCGUCUGCCUUAAAGCCACGCUGCCAUGCAGAUACACUGCUCUUACGUCUGGGCUUCUUUCAGGUCCUCAUUGAGGAUACAGAUCAGCUGUGGCACAACCACUGUCUCAGAGACUUCAAGAACGAGAAGCCAGAAGAGUUUGAGUCCUGGAGAGAGAUGUAUCUUCGACUUCAUGAUGCACGAGAGCAGCGGCUGCUCAUGUUAGCACGGAAUAUUGGCUCAGCUCACGCCAACAAACCCAAAGGUCGAGUGGCCAAAAUGGCAUUUGUGAACUCUGCAGCAAAGCCCCCUCGGGACGUACGAAGGAGACAAGAGAAGUUUGGAACUGGAGGAGCUCUUGUUCCAGAGAAGACAAAAAUAAAACCAGUCCUCUACACAUCCAGCAAGAGCCACACUCGUGUGAGUGAGGAGCAGUCCUAUGAUGGGCCCAGCACCAGCAGUGCCCACUCUGUCCCAUCUUCAGGUAGCACCUUCUCUUCCUGUGACCCCAGGAAACCACCAGUGAAGAAAAUUGCACCCAUGAUGGCAAAGACUAUCAAAGCUUUUAAAAACAGGUUCUCCCGGAGAUAAGUCGGCUGUGCAGAUCUGGGACUUUCCCCCUCGUUGGGGAGUGGCACAGAAGGGGGAGAAGGUCCCCAGACAGCCCUUUGCUUUGAACUCUUGGGAGGCUGCAGCUGCUGGGAGAAGCUUCGAUCUGCACAAGACGACAGCACAGUAUUUUAUCUUUUAUUCUGGUUCCUUUCUCAGUGUCAAGCCCCCC